CCGGCGCAGGCAUGAUCAUCACGCAAAGCAACAAGAUGAUUUGGAUACGACUUGUCGCAUUGUUCGUAUUAGCCCACAGUGAAGUCGUCUGCGGCUUCUCAUGGCGGCGUGACUCGGGCCUCAGGGCAGCGGGCAAAGGCGAUCGGACGGGUUUGGAUCCAAGCCUCAGUGCAUCGCACCUUCUACAGACGGUUACGCGUCUUCCUUCUACGUAUGAGAUUGCCCUGAAUGAGCUCCAGGAGCUAGAGUCGGAGCCUCUCUGUCAUCGUACGGCGGCAACUUUACUGGUGAAUAACUGCCAGCUUUUGGAAGGAAAGGAUGAGGCAACUAUACUUACGGACAGCGGGCGCCAGAUCAGGGACUUUGUGGAUGCCUACGCAGCAAGCUUGGCCAUCUGCGAUCUUGAGCGUGGGAGCUUCGUGAUCCCGAGAGAAUGCGGGAAAUUUCAGGAAUCGAUCAUCACGCAUCUUGCACUGCAAAACACAGCUCAACUUCAUGUCACAUCCAAGGAAAUCGAUGGCUGUCUUUCGGGUCUGGCUCAAAACAUCCUGCUCUUCCAACGUCUUACCAAGAUCAUGAGCAACUUAGCAGACGGUAUGGACGAGAGAGUCGAGAGGCGCAUGACCGACUUAGACAAGAGAGCUCAAAUGAUGAGUGACCGUCUUGACCGGCUUUCACCGCAGCUAGAUGGUCUGAAAACUGGUAUUACGACUGCGGAAGAUCUCAUAUCGGGGAGUUUGGCACAAGCUCUCAGGAGAUCUACUGAUACGGUCAAUUCGGGUAUCGUAAACGCUGCAAGUUUGCAAAGAAUGCUCGAGGUCAUGAUGAGCAGCAUCCUCGCUACAAACGCCGAAGCCGCCGAAUUUCACGAGCAGUCCUUGGAAAUGGUGAGCCGCAAGGCAGAAUCGGAAAUGUCAAGCGUGAUGACGGCCAUGGCUGCAGCUGUUACGUCCGCCUCAAUACUGCAGAACCAGAUAGACCUGUUUCGUCUCCAAGCAGCGGAACUUGAAUAUAGACAAGGCAAUCUGGAACAGGGGAUGCAACGCCUUGUCCAUAUCUCGGAGAAUCUAUCAGACAAAUACGACGAUCAUACCAAUUUCCUGCAGCAAGCUCAGAAUAUGACGGAGAAGAUACUCUACAGCUUGGGAGAAACGGUGACCUCGGCAGCAACAAUGGGUGAUGCAUUUUCGAGGCAAUCUUCUGCUAAGUCAUGGUGGCCAUACAUUUGGUGCCCGGCAGCAUCUCUCGUCAUGGGCUCUUACGGUCUUCCUCCUUCGGCGGUGAGGAAUCUGGCUUUAGUUGCAUUGGGUGAGGCUGCUGGAUUCGUGGUCUCCUUUGUACCGUCCAUUUCGUUGGAGAUUUCUUCGUUUUCGCUCUGGGGUGUAUUGUCCUCUUUCGCAUCGCCAUCAAUCUAUACGUCAGCUACUAAGAUGGAUGGCCAUGCGAACCAAGAGGGCAUGUAGUUGUCCUAGAAUCUUCACUACAACAAAAUGGCUAUGGGUUAACUGUUGGGCGUGGGACGUCGGCAUAUGGAUUUCAUGUUUUAUCAUUUGGGACGGUAACUUAUCUUCUGGGCUUCGCCCAAUUUCUCAACAAGAUGCUGAAACGACAUCACAAC
Molecule: messenger RNA, 1618 nt
Organism: Pseudomassariella vexata
Lineage: Eukaryota; Fungi; Ascomycota; Sordariomycetes; Amphisphaeriales; Pseudomassariaceae
Exons: 6
Coding region: 12-1463 (483 amino acids)
Biological process (GO): nuclear membrane fusion involved in karyogamy; karyogamy involved in conjugation with cellular fusion
Cellular component (GO): endoplasmic reticulum membrane
Source: RefSeq, a predicted model, not a curated record